AGUCAGAGGGUGCGUCGGAUAUUUCGGGACACACCGGGGGCCGGGCGGUGCCGCCGGGCCCAGGGGGUGGUCUCAUCAGCUUGAAGAUGGCAACUGUGAUCUCUGUUGGUGCAGACAAUGUUGCUCCUGAGAGCCAGCUGCUGAUCUCUCCAGGGUCUUCAAAAGGAAAGAGCACACGCUCUGGAGGAGUAGUUUGCACUCCACUUCAUAAAAAAGCAUUCUCACCUGCAGCCAUGACUUGCUCUAGGAGAAAGGCUCUUGGUAAAAAAGCAAUCACUACAUCUGCAGCCAUGUCUCACUCUGGGGGAAAGGCUCUUGGUAAAAAAGUAAACACUGUACCUGAAGGCACAUAUCAGCCUUUGAGAAGGGCUCUUGGAAAGGUGAAUACAACUACAGGAGUCACGAGCAAGAUGCCUGAGGUAAAGCAGGAAAAUCAGCCCCAGAUGAAGCAGGGAAAUCAGUCUGAGAAAAAGCAGGGAAAUCAGUCUGAGAAAAAGCAGGGAAAUCAGCCCCAGAUGAAGCAGGAAAAUCAGCCCCAGAUGAAGCAGGAAAAUCAGCCCCAGAUGAAGCAGGAAAAUCAGCCUCGCACUGCAAACAAAACUGAUGAAAAGACUGAAUUAGACAGCUGGACUUCAGAGUCUGAGGAAGAUUUGGUAGAGUGUAAAGAAGAAGACUGGGCUGAGUCUCAAGAAGAUUGGCCAGAAGUAGAAAAUAUGUUUCAUUUUGAUCCUCAAGACUUUGAGGUCUUUGAUGUUCCUGAGGAGUGCAAACUAAGCAAUCUGGACCUGCAUGGUGUUCCCCUCAUGGUAUAUCCAAGGACAUACCACAGAUGUGUAGAGGAGGAGCCAACACCUCUUCCCACUCCAGAGCUGUCCUUUACACCCAGCUUGCUGCAAGCACAUUUUGACUUCAUUGCUAGCCUGGAAAAACUACACUUCCCUGAGCUGCCACCAUUUCCAGCUGACUUUUAUGAGGAGCAGGAAUGUUGUAACAGGUUUUAAAUUUCAUGUAGUUCUGUAUUUUAAUAAAGGCUAAUCUAACAUGCA
Pseudopipra pipra is the source of this 1046-nucleotide messenger RNA. It is a transcript of the gene PTTG1, whose product is annotated as PTTG1 regulator of sister chromatid separation, securin. The coding region runs from base 87 to 1001 and encodes 304 amino acids. Gene Ontology annotation, cellular component: cytoplasm; nucleus. Gene Ontology annotation, biological process: homologous chromosome segregation; chromosome organization. The transcript is spliced from 7 exons. Lineage: Eukaryota; Metazoa; Chordata; Aves; Passeriformes; Pipridae. The record is from RefSeq and is a predicted model, not a curated record.